UUACAUCCGGGUAAUUGUAGUUUUGAAUACUAGGUAAUGUAGUUCUUUGUCAAAAAUGAAGAAGUUAUCCCGUAAAAGAAAAGGGCGCUAUCGGUCAUAUUUGAACAACUUAUGCUAUACAACCAGGCUUUCAUAUGUAAUGUCUGUUUAUUGAGCUAACUAGUUGCGUUUCAGGGUCGCUAAUGAGAUAGCUGGUUAGCAUAGCCCUACAAGUACUGCUUGUCGUUGCUUAGCGACCAGUUCGACCUCCCUCAGGAGUACAGUUUGUUUAUACUUUAGCUUAGCCACUCGUUAGCAAGAAAGACCAACAUGUGGACCGAAAAGAGGCAUCAACAUAAGUUAUCGAUAUGAAACGUAACAAUAACUGGUUGACGUCUCAGUGAAUAGCAGGUUAAGUUUCGAUAAUGCUAGCUUACUAGAGCAAACAGCUACUUCAAGUGUUGUCUUUAUCAACCAAACAUGGCUUACUAUUUAUGUUUGCUGUGAAAGCAUGGAUGUAUGUGUGAAAGGCAGGAUUUAGGUGUUAUUAGUUUGAUAUCUACUGAAGCUGAGCAGCCAAGGGGAGAGCACACACUCUUUUACUUUGCUGUCUUCGUCACUGCAGUAUUUGAGACUCGGGUUACACUCCUCCAUCAGAUGGCGUUUUGCCUGGCUGAGCUGCACUUGUGGUCCACCAAGAGCUCACUCCAAGUCAAAGAUACAGAUAUUGGCACCUAUCAGUACUACGAUAAAGGAGAGCCAGUUAAUCCCCUGGAGCAUCACUACUACAAUGAGAAACUCCAUUUCUGUGAAGCUCGCGGCUAUUCGUGGACCCCCAGCGGUGCUGAGCGAUCGGCUGAUCCUGCUGUCCUUCCUGGAGCAGAGCCAGGUAGCUGCAGUCUACCUCAACCCAAAGAACCAGGAGACCCCGGAGACUGGCCGGCGAACAGACAAACUCUCACCCUCUGAAAUCAAGAUGGUGUCUGUGGAGGUGAGCGGUCGGGGGGGUCGCAGGCUCAGCAGGCGGCUGGCUCUGAACCGUUUGCAGGACAUGGCGCUCUGCUGGUGGGACUCGGAGGAGCCCAGUGAGGAGCUGUGGCCCUGGACCCUGACAAACACACACAGGAACAACCUGGUCCUGCUCAGCUGCUCGCUUGCUGAAGGCCUCAAGGUGCUGGGCUCUCUCCAGUCAGAAGGAAACCCUCUGGACUGCCGCUUCAGCCUCCUCCAGCCCUACCAGCUGCUCACAGUGGAGCUUCCAGGAUCCAGAGAGGGUUUCUGGGCCGACAGCUGUGUGUACGAGUGCUCUCGAGGCCGCCUACACCGCCUCUCUUCCACCCGCAUCCCGCUAACAUCGCGCCCUGUCUCCUGCUCACGACACCCCUCUGAGAGCUCUCUUCUCCUGGGUCUCAGUGACUCCUCCUUGGUGCUGUUUGACCAGCGACGGGGGGUCUCUCUCCUGGCCUCCUGCCCCGUACCCCCCACUCUCCUCGCCUGGCACCCUGCUGGGGCCGUGGUGCUGGUGGGGGGAGAGCAGGGGGAGCUGAUGUGCUUUGAUGUGGGCUUGGCACCUGUAAGGAUGGCGCUGGUAGCCGAGGAUGAGGCUCCAGCGGAAACGCUAAGACUCGCCGACCACCUGCGGAGCGGCGUAGGACUGGAGGGGCUGCGGUGGGCUGCGGGCCUGGAGGCAGAUGUGCUGAUGUUGGCCUUUCAUGGGGGACCAUUGGCUGCCCUGAGAUUCAGACUCGGAGCCCUGACUGGAGGCCUGGUGGGCCUCGGGGAGAUGCUGCAGCAGCGGCUGCGCUGUGGGCAGGUCAGAGAGGCGCUGGGCGUCCUGGAGGCCAUUGACUGGAGCAUCAUGGGAGACGAGUGCCAUCGAGGGCUGAGCUCCAUCACCAACCACCUGCUGAGGCUGGAGCUGAACGCAGAGAGAGAGGCGCUGCUAGAGGCCGCUCUCGGGGUGUUUUACGCCCCCCCCGCCCCUCUCUCAGACGUGGUGAUACUGGAGUUCAGGGAGCCCAUCAGCAAGUGUGCCCGCCGCUUUUUUCACCACCUUCUCAGACACCAGCGCUUUGAGAAGGCCUUCCUCCUCGCUGUAGAUUUAGAAGACAGAGAUCUAUUUAUGGACCUCCAUUAUGUUGCCAGCGAUAAAGGCGAGGUGGUGCUCGCGGAUGUGGCCAAGAGGAAAGCUAAUGAAAUCGAGAGCGCAGCAGGCAACGAAGACCCUCAGAGAGUUGGAGAUGAUGUGAUGCGUGUCUCCAGACAGACGGAGAGAAACCAGACGGCAACAGGACCUUCGUACCCGAAUACUCCGACAACACAGGUUGAUGGAAGAGCCAAUCAGAGGAGACUUCAGGCCGAGAGCAUACGUGUGACCGUGAGCCCAGAAGUGUUCAGGACUCUGAGACAAACAGGAAGCAGUGAAGGCGACAGCAGGAAUGACGAUGAAGACCUCGGGAUGCUUCAUGUGGUCCAUUUAGGAAUGGUUUGAAAGAACGUCAAAGAAACGAUAAGAGACACAACAACAUUUCACCAAUCACAGACUCACUUUCUACCCAUAUGCUGGUAUGCCAAGUAGUCACAUUACCUGGAGAAGAGCUCAACUCAUUGUGAACACUACAUCUGUAUGGAUAUCUGAUCAAAGUGAUAUAAUGUAAUAGUUGUACAUUUGAUAUAGCUUCAUCCUGUCAUAUUCUACCUGGGAAAUGUUGAUGUGAAUUCAGGGUAUUUCUGUCUUAGUGAAGUCUAAACCAAAAGAAAACAUUAACACCGGGUUCUGCUUUUAAAACCACGACUGAAAGUGUUUUAAACCUUUCCGUUAAUCAUCCUGAAAAAAUAAAGACUUGUAUUAUA
Messenger RNA from Gymnodraco acuticeps, 2832 nucleotides. It is a transcript of the gene wdpcp, whose product is annotated as WD repeat containing planar cell polarity effector. Gene Ontology annotation, biological process: nervous system development; cilium organization; establishment of protein localization. Gene Ontology annotation, cellular component: axonemal basal plate. The record is from RefSeq and is a predicted model, not a curated record. NCBI's taxonomy places the organism in Eukaryota, Metazoa, Chordata, Actinopteri, Perciformes, Bathydraconidae. Gene Ontology annotation, molecular function: protein binding.